UCGGACUACUGACAAUCGUCAUGGGACUCGCGCUCGCAGGGAGCCCGGAAACUCCAGGCGUGGAAAUCACACGAUUAGAGGAAGGAAACGGAAUCCUAACCACUAAAUAUGCGAACCUGCGAAUCUAUCACACGGUGUGGAAUAUGAUUACACAUAUCGACAUAACAAAAUUCCUAGAGAAAAAACAAAUCCUCACACGACACUGGUUGGGAAUUAAAGGGAUCUGUACCCAACUACGAGGCAAUUGUAAUUUUGAAGACCAAUUAGACCAGGUAAUUAAUCGGCUCGAUAUAUUAGACGGUACUCAUCGACACAUGAGAGAAUUGUUAGCAGAAACACCGGAGAGAUCGAAACGAGCGGUCCUCGGAUUUGUCGGGAAAAUAAGCAAGAUUCUUUUCGGGACAAUGGACGAAGAUGCCGCGGACUAUUACGACCAAUACAUAGAAUCCCUACAGAACACAACUAGGGAAACCCUAGCCCUUCUGGCGAAUCAAACGCACAUUAUUCGAUCCGAAUUCGAAUCAAUCCACCAAACUAUUCAAGGUCUAACUAAAGAAAUUAAGACCUUGAACGCGACAGUCUACGUAGCCAUCGGAAACAUCCUUGAACGUAUCGAUACUAUAGGGAUUAAUGGGAAAAUGGCGAGCCUUAUAUCAGCUUUCGAUGCGGAACUGAGCGAAUAUGAGCUCGACACCCAAAUGCUGAUUAACACCAUCCUAUUCGCGAAAAGAGGACAAUUGCACCCGUCAAUUAUGUCGCCAGAAAAUAUCCUGGACGCUGCUAACGAAGUAAUUCAACAUAAUCGGGGGGCGGAGUUCCCGGUCCCCCUAGAAAUCCCAUAUAUCACCGAAUUACUAAAACUCGCGGAUCUGACGGCCUAUUUUCAUAAGGAAAAGGUCGUAUUCGUCAUCACGAUACCAAUACUUGAGUUAACAAAAUAUACCGUGUAUCGACACCUGACGUUGCCGACAAAAAUUAAUAAUACCUCAACAUCUCUAGUGGCCUUUAUAACACCAAGUUAUCCCUACACCGCUAUUUCGGAGGAAGCCAACACCUAUCUCAAGCUUGACAGUGAAGACAUCAACCACUGA
Messenger RNA from Diachasmimorpha longicaudata, 1091 nucleotides. RefSeq lists its product as uncharacterized. The transcript has 2 exons. Bases 21 to 1091 code for a protein of 356 amino acids. The record is from RefSeq and is a predicted model, not a curated record. NCBI's taxonomy places the organism in Eukaryota, Metazoa, Arthropoda, Insecta, Hymenoptera, Braconidae.